Molecule: messenger RNA, 3758 nt
Organism: Photinus pyralis (common eastern firefly)
Lineage: Eukaryota; Metazoa; Arthropoda; Insecta; Coleoptera; Lampyridae
Gene: ovo
Product: transcriptional regulator ovo
Exons: 4
Coding region: 207-2591 (794 amino acids)
Biological process (GO): epidermal cell differentiation; regulation of transcription by RNA polymerase II
Cellular component (GO): nucleus
Molecular function (GO): DNA-binding transcription factor activity, RNA polymerase II-specific; RNA polymerase II cis-regulatory region sequence-specific DNA binding
Source: RefSeq, a predicted model, not a curated record
AUCAGUCUUAGUUCGGACUUUGAUGGUUAAACACGUGGAGCUGUCAAUGCCAAGUUGAUUUUUACGAUUGCAGUUUUUAUUUACUCGUAACCUUUUAAAGUGACAGUGAAGUGGGAUACUUUUUAGCGAUGGAUUAAUUGUUUUAAGUGUCGCCGCUUUUCUUGGAUUACUAUAAAAGACUGUGCGAAUAUACGACUUGAUUGAAAAUGCCGAAAAUAUUUUUAAUCAAAAAUCGACUCCAUCAGCAACAGCUGCGGCUUUUGGAGUCUCAAAAUGCAGCAACGACCAAAUCCGGAGAUAUUCUUUACAGUGGAGGAGAGCCGCAGCCACUAUCUCUCAUCGUUCAUAAGAAAGAAGACCGCGAAAAAGAAGGAAACAGAGACAAAAAACAGACCUCUUUAAGUGACGAUGAGGACAGUUCCGCAAAGAAAGAAUCCGUUCCACCUAGACGUUUUAUAUCUUCGAUAUUAGGAGGCGACGUUCCCUACGGCAGCCGUGGACACGUAUUGACAAGAGCGGAAAGAAAAGAGUACCCGCCGCUAGUUCCACCAGAUAAAUUGGUACUUCCUAGCGUCAAAGAGCCAUCUCAAACACCAUCCCCUCAAAAUUUGGCCCCAGUAAGAUGUUCGGUGAUACAACGCACACCAAAAACGAGCAAACGAGAAGAAGAUAACGAUACAAGGAUACCCACUCACAUAGCAAUUCAGGAACCCGAACAAGAUCAACCUAUCGACUAUCACAUACCGAAGCGUCGCGGCGAAACCGAAGAUGAAAACGAGGAGCGCAAAAAUCGGGAACAGCGACGAAGCCAUUGCUCAAGAUUUAAUAAACCCCUUAUAUCCGUACGCGCCCUUAUCGGAAAACUUCCAGUGACAAUGUCCGCGGCCGCCGGUCACGGGCGCGGUAGUAGUGGGGCGCAAAGUAACAAUAAUCAAGCUUCUGGAAGUAGUUCUGGUGGUAGUGGUUCCAUAAACUUUUCCGGCGGAACUUCGGGGUCAUCGGGAGGGGGAUCGGUGAGCGGUGGUAGCGGUAACGGCGGUAUGAAUCCCGGGCGAGACGGGCGCCAAACGUACGGGCCUAGUAGUCCGCCAACCGGAAGCCUUCCUCCAUUCUACGAGUCGCUCAAAAGUGGAAACGCAAUCUCGAAUAACUACAAUUCAAAUAAUAGCUGUAAUCAGUUGAACAUCCCUAUACACAUGGAUUGCGACACUGGACAAGAAUUAGUCAAUUUAAACAUGAAUGGUGCACAAAACUCCCCGAAACAAUAUUCAAUGCUUCAAAACGCUUCAUACGGAUUAGUAAUGAAAGACGAAUCAGAUAUAGAUUCCUACGAUACCAAAAUAGACCCCAUGGGGAAUUUACUUCCAAACUCCUACUCAGUAUAUGACGACUCGAUGAUGGUCGACAUGGUGACGGGAGCAGUAGUUGACCCUCUCCAAUUCACCGCAACCCUCACGUUUUCAAGUUCGGCAGAACACGCUUUGUUAGAAAGCCUAUCGGACGCCGCCGAUUUAUCAACAUUUUUACAACGACUUCCUAACGAAGAAAACGAUAACGACGAAAUCAUCACAAACGAAAUGCAUUCGCCGUCGAUUACUCCCGAUUCCCAUCUCCAAAACGUAGACCACAACAUGGAUUCGUUCUCUGAUCAACUCCUAAACAGAAACUACGACAAUCGAGGCUAUCAACACCAAUUCGGAAAACUGUACCCCGACUCCCUUCCGUCCUAUCAACCGACCGUGAACACCGACGUUCAAAUGCAAAUUCAGCAGCAAAUGCUAUCGCCCAGUUUAUCGUUUAACGGAAACGGAAUCGAUUUAGACUCACCAACGGCGGUCUCAAUGCCAUCACCCGGCGCGGCGAGCUGUUCGUUAGAAAGUCAAAAUGACAGCAGUUCUCUUAGUCCUCCAGCAAGUAUCAGCAGUAGACGAGAAUCGUCUAGUAGUGAACCUCCUUCAUUACAAGGCAGAGUCAACCUUUUACAACAAAGGUUGGGAUUACCAUCAGAAGUGCAAUUAGAGUUUGUAAAUGGCGGACAUGGAAUAAAAAAUCCCUUAGCAAGUCAAGAUCCGGUUAGGCCGAGAACGGAAGAAAAAGUUAAGGUGACUUCAAUUACCAAUGACGAUGGAACUUCCACGUUUUGUUGCCGGAUUUGUAACAAAAGUUUUGGUCUGCAGCGUCUCUUAAACAGACAUAUGAAGUGUCAUUCUGACAUCAAAAGAUACCUCUGCACUUUCUGUGGGAAGGGCUUCAACGAUACAUUCGACUUAAAAAGGCAUACACGGACGCAUACUGGUGUAAGACCAUACAAGUGCAACCUAUGCGAAAAGUCGUUUACCCAGCGAUGUUCACUCGAGUCUCACUGUCUGAAGGUCCACGGCGUCCAACACCAGUACGCGUACAAAGAACGAAGGACCAAAAUGUACGUCUGCGAGGAAUGCGGACAUACAACGAACGAACCGGAAGUACACUACUUACAUUUAAAAGACAAGCACCCCUAUAGUCCUGCUCUUUUAAAAUUUUACGACAAAAGACAUUUUAAAUUUACAAAUUCAAAUUUCGCCAACAUGUUGUUGCAAGUGCGUACGUAAGAUUUGAUUAAUACCGUUGACAUUACCUUAUACCGUCCAGGAAAAAGUAAAACAGUAAAUGUUCAAAAAAUACUAGUUUGUCUCCACAUUUUUCCCAGUUCUUUUUUUUAAUAAUCUUUGCUAGUUUGUCAAAAUUAUUUAUUACCUGAUUUCUAGCGAUGGAGGGAGAGACAAACAUUUCUUCUGUGAUAAUUUGAACUGAAAAGAAGUACCUUACAUCAUAAUUGUAACGCCUUUGAUGGAGCCUUACUUUCAUACUUAAAAUUUUUUGUAUUACCUACACAUAUUUGUAGUUAUAACAGGAUAUAUCCAUAAUUGUUGCAAAUAUCAACAAAUCAAUAUAAAAUCGGGUUUUCUGUGCAAUGAGGUGACAGGUAUAUGGGGUUACUACAUUAAGUUAAUCUAGUUUAAAGUCUGAAGUUGUAGAAAGAAUGGAACGAAGUUAGAAUUUAGAAAAAAAACUUAAUAUCGGGAAUCUUAAUUCGUCACAGUUCUAUAUUACAAAAUGUAAAGGUUUUGGGCAAUGAAAUAUUUUCUAAACUUUAACACGUUCCUUAUAAACUAUUCUGGUGCUUCAUAGAUUGUAAAUCACUAUGCGGUGCUGCAGGAUGAUUAGUUCUCUACCGUAUGUAUUAUUAUUUUAGAAAAGCUUGUUUUAUACUUGUGAUUUAUCUUGUACUUAAUGUUUUUAUUACGCUUUUACAACGAAUAUUUUAAUUUUGCAAUACCUACACAAUGAGACACAUUCUUCUUUUCGAUUCUUACUGUUCUUGUUAAUCUUGAAUGCAUCUGUAAAAAUAUGACAAAAUAUAUUAUUUUUACAUAUGCUGUGUGGAUAAUGUUGUAUAUAAGUUAGUGUUAAGUACUUUUCUAUUCCGAACGUUGGAUUAUGGUUCAACCUUGUUUGUAUGACUUAGCCAGUACCUAAUUUAAAGUUUAAUCUAUCGAAUACUUCUUUUUUACAACACAGUAUUUUUAGUGUACAUUUUAUUUAAAUUAUGACUCUGACUGUAUUUUCUUAGUUGAUCAAUUUCGAUGAUAUUUUUACAUCACCUUAAGAUCAUAACGUAGCUGUAAGCAUAUUUUAAAAAUGCAUCUUUCCCACAACAUACGUAAAGUUUUUUUUUAAUGUAAAUCAUUCAUGGCUACAUCACUGACACAUUUACA